Acromyrmex echinatior (Panamanian leafcutter ant) is the source of this 3304-nucleotide messenger RNA. RefSeq names its product pseudouridylate synthase RPUSD2. Gene Ontology annotation, biological process: enzyme-directed rRNA pseudouridine synthesis. Gene Ontology annotation, molecular function: RNA binding; pseudouridine synthase activity. Lineage: Eukaryota; Metazoa; Arthropoda; Insecta; Hymenoptera; Formicidae. The record is from RefSeq and is a predicted model, not a curated record.
CACCGAACGGAUCUUCGUUAUCUGAAGGAUACCUCCUCGCAAGACGAACGCGUUACAUCUACGAUUCGCGAGCGUUCCCUUUCUCGUUCUCCACGUACGUGUGCGUAUAUAAAAACUCACGCACGCACAUUGUGCACAUUGUCACGUGAUCCGCGCGCAGCGCUGUUCCUAAUGCACUUUUUCCGAGCGCGCGAUGACGACGGUAAUCGCGCGUAAUCGUCUCUCGCAUCCUUCGAGCCUUGUGUGACGCGCCUUUCCGUUCGCGUGGAAAGCCGUCGCGAGGGAGAGGAGCGAGCGCUAAUCGAGAGAGGAAAAGAACACUCGUGCUGGAGCACUCCACAGCCAUCUCGAAAAAUGUCAAGGUGAUCGUCUCUCCCUUCGCGUCUCUCACCCUCUGACGUCUCGAGGAAAAAAAUACUUGUACAUACGCGUGAAACGUGUGCUUUUUCUCGCGUUGGAUCCGGAUCUCGUCGGUUCGGCGUUUACACGCUCCCCGGUCUCUCGCGCCCCCCCCCCCCCCCCCCCCCCCCCCCCCCCCUCCCUCAUCGUCGUAUCGCACAUCCUGGAGCGUGGAUCCUCGUCCGACCCAACACGUCCGUCGGUUGAGAGAGCGAACCAGUCAGAAUGCAUCACACGGCGCCGUGGUAUCUACCCUGGGGCCUGAAGCUGGUGCCGCUGCCAAUUCCGCCGGGACAUCCGGCCUCCGGUAUCCCGAAUCCCGCUGGUCUACACCUGCUGACACCUUUACCUGGAAUCUAUGCACCGGAGCCGCGUAAGGUCGAUUUGAAACCCUUGCGAGAGGCGGCGGUGGCGGUCCCCGCGCCGAAAAUUACCGAGAAGCGAAAAGCUGAAGAUGCUGAUGCCAGUAAGGAUCUGAAGAAGGCAAAAUUGGAAACGAAAGCACUGAAAGCGAAGAGGCCGGGAUUCACGGACGAGCGGUACAACGAGACCAGUUAUUACGUGGAGCAUGGUCUCCGUAAGGUAUAUCCUUAUUAUUUUACCUUCACGACAUUCACGAAAGGUCGAUGGGUCGGCGAGAAGAUCCUGGAAGUCUUCGCGAGGGAAUUCCGUGCCCAUCCAGCUGAGGAAUACGAGAGAUGUAUUCGUGCCGGCACCCUGACGGUCAACUAUCAAAAGGUGGACGUCGAUUACAGGUUACGGCACAACGAUCUCUUGGCUAACGUUGUCCAUAGACACGAGGUGCCUGUCACCUCGGAGCCGAUCACGGUGAUACACAUGGACGAGGACGUCGUCGUGGUCAACAAGCCCGCCUCCAUCCCUGUUCAUCCAUGCGGUCGUUAUCGACACAACACCGUAGUUUUCAUUCUGGCGAAGGAGUACAAUUUGAAGAAUCUCAGAACUAUUCACAGGCUGGAUCGGUUGACCAGCGGCAUUCUCCUAUUCGGCAGAACACCGAAAAAGGCAAGACAGAUGGAGCACCAAAUAAGAAAUCGACAGGUCCACAAACAGUACGUGUGCCGAGUGGAGGGUGAGUUCCCCGAGGAGGAGGUGAUUUGUUCGGAGCCAAUCGAAGUCGUUUCCUACAAGAUCGGCGUCUGCAAGGUCUCCGAGAAAGGCAAAGAUUGCGUCACCCGCUUCAAGCGUCUCAGCUACAAUGGCAAAUCAUCGGUGGUGCUGUGCAAGCCACAGACUGGACGCAUGCAUCAGAUCCGCGUCCACCUGCAAUACCUCGGUUAUCCCGUGGUGAACGAUCCUCUCUACAAUCACGUGGUCUUCGGCCCGCACAAGGGAAAGGGCGGUAAUAUUGGCAAGACCGACGAGGAGCUCGUCCGGGAUCUCAUCAGCAUUCAUAAUGCCGAAAAUUGGCUCGGUAUGGACGGCGAUUCUGAUAUGAGUCUGUUCAAGCCGAAACUGGAAUUGGAAGAACGCAUGCUGGGCUCCGGCAAUGACAAGGACAACGGUUCCUCGCCGUCAUCCACCCCGGGGUUGGUCGAGGACGAACAGCAGCAACAGCCGCAGCAACAGCAACAGCAGCCACAACAGGAAUCCCUCAAGGUCACCGUGGGAACGCAGACAGGCUCGGAACCGCCAGAUUCCACUUUCGCCAACGACAAGGUCACCGUUGACCCGCACUGUUACGAGUGCAAAGUCAAGUAUAGGGACCCGAAGCCGUCAGAUCUGGUGAUGUAUCUGCACGCGUGGCGUUACUGCGGCCCGGGAUGGGAGUACGAAACGCCGCUACCCGCGUGGGCAGCGAGCGAUUGGACCGGCGACGAUCGAUAGUUCAGACAACGUGAUCGAAGACGAUCCGCGCGGAUUCCUUGGCGAGUAGUCGUCGUCGUUGUCGUUGCCGUCAUCGAGUCUCAAUCCCCUUUUUUGAUAUCCUUACCCCGUGCCUUCCAUCCGCCAAUGAGCGAUUUUGACCAUCGUACGCAAACAAGUACAUGUAGACGAAUACGCAUACAUGCAGACAUAUACACACAGUAGACAAACAGACGUGCCAUCCCCCUACAACUUGGUCGUCGGACUUUCCGGGAUGCUGCAGUCCGAGAGAAAUGGAGAUUGCUGGAACAAUCUCACGUCGCUCGAUAUGUACAUUUCUGCAAACUCGUCGUCGAUGCGUUGUCGUAAGCGACAACUUGGCGUUAUCAUGAAGCGAUUCCGACGGAUCAUCGUUUACGCGCAGAAAUUCACGCUCGUUUUCUCGCGACAAGUUUACCCGUCGCGUGCGUUCUCGUUAUAUAUUUCUGGCAAAGUCUCACACAAAUCCCUCAUGCGGAUUUUAUGCGGGGAACGAUUCGAGACGCCACGCUAUUAUGCGGAUUAAUCAUAGCGACAAAAGACAACCGUUGUUACCGAUCCUAUUACCGCAAAGCUGUCCCGAUUUCGGGAGCCAGUUAAUAAAUCAGAUUAUCAUUAUUAUUAUUUUUGUCUCGCCGCAGCAAUUUUCUGGGUUUCUCAAUCAUGUUUCCUCCGAGCAAACCUGGAGCGCCUUGUACAAUUACGCAGUAAAAUUACGCCGAGAUGUCGUAAUAAGGUGCAAUGUGAUUGUUCCUACGAUCGUUUCUCUCCGCGUAACAGCCGUAAGAAUGUUCUUGCAUAGUCGGUUGAUCGAUGUGGAUCUUAUAAGUCGCAGGACUUCGUUGUAACUUCCGAAUCAACGAUGAAUAUUGAUUUUUUUGCUAUCGGAAAGAUAUAUUGUGACAAACAAAAACGAUUUGUGAUUGUAUUACCGCGAUAUUUCUCGAUCAAAAUAUUUGUCGUCAAAUGUUUAAAAACAUUGUCAUCAAAAUGUUUAAAAACAAUAAAGAUGCAGCCGCACAUCGAAGCGACAAAGAUGAAA